UGACGUUUGGUAAAAUGUCACAUUGACAUAUUAUAUUACAUGAUAACGAUUUAAACGACAAACCACAUUGUUUGUUUAUGUGUAAUUUACGGAUGUAAAUAUUUUAUCAUUUAACAUGGAUCAGGAAGAUAUAUUGGAUACCUCGCAACUAUCAUUCGAUGGAGACUUUGACGAUCAAGUACAAGAAAUAUUACAAUUUGUACGAUUGACAGCGGACAGAGUAGAGGAGCUGCAGCUCAUAUUUAAUAAUUUAGAAGAUGCUCUUCAACAGCUUGCACCAGGAUGUCAAGUCAUACCAUUUGGUUCAAUAGUGACCGGACUGGGCAUUAAAACAAGUGAUGUGGACUGUCACAUAGUCCUGCCCCCAAACAUAGCACCCACCAUCAGACAUGUGACGGGUGCCAGGAAUAUACUCAAGCGUUACUAUCGCACAUUUGCCCAGGUUAUUGCUAUUACAGCUGCUAAAGUGCCCAUUGUAAAGUUUAUACACAUACCCACUAAUUGCCAAUGCGAUGUUAACUUCCAAAGUCCAAUUGGGGUACAUAAUAGCCAGUUAAUUGCACUACUCUUACAUUGGGAUAAAAGGGCUUUGCCGCUGGCGGUACUUAUCAAGUACUGGUCAAAGGUCUAUAAAUUUACAGGAACCAACCUGAUGGCUAACUAUUCUCUUAUCCUGAUGUUAAUAUUUUAUUUACAAACAUUGAACAUCUUGCCUUCAGUUUAUGACCUACAAAAAUACAUGCCCCCUUAUUUUGUUGAGAAUUGGAAUGCAGCCUUUGAUAGUACUACGUACAAUAAUUCAAAUACCUCUGACCUCUCCUUGUAUGAGCUGAUGGGUGGCUUCUUCACAUACUACAGCACAUUUAAUUAUCAACAGAAUGUUAUAUCACCAUAUCUCGGCCGAGUGAUAACCAAAAAGGCUCUUGAAGAUUUAAGUACUUUACCUGAAGAGUUAUCACUAUACAAGGACCAUGUAUUGAGUGGCAUAUGUGUCAAAAUAAGGAUGGAAUCGAGAAUAUGUUUGCAGGAUCCCUUCCAACACAGCAAGAACUGCACUGUUGCUAUAUAUGAAAGACUAGCACAUAAAAUAAUUUCACUGUUCAAGUUCGCGUCAAAAAAAUAUGAAGAAGAAUCACCCAGUAGUUUUCUAAAAUCGAUCUUCACAGAAGACCCAUGCAUUGAGCAGUUACCUUCGCCGCCGCCAAAACACCAAAGACCUGGAAACACUGGUCAGAAGGUUGAAAAGGUGCCUGUUAUCCAAAACAGAAUCCACAAGAAUAAUCCAAAGAAAGCCAAGCGAAACUUACAGAAUAGCUUCAAUAAUUGGUUUGCACAAAAUAAUAAGAACUUGAGAGGAAACAUAAAGAGUACUUGAAGCGAGUAAUGUGUUGUGAUAUGAGCAUACUUUACGUGUGAUAAUAUACUGUAAGUGUGGGAAAGCCAGGGAACACAACGACAGGUGUAACGUGCGUCGUUUAGUGUCAUCAGAUAAGGACUGCCUUUGCAACAUGAACAUAUUGUUACUGUCAGUAUUAAUUUAUUUAUGUGCAUUGUACAUGUUUAAGUAAAUCUUACUUUAACAUGAGUGUAUUACACAAUCAGCUGAUCAAACAGAAUAAUUAAUGUUAAGAGGACAAUAUAACUAUGCUAUUUUGUGGCUAGUUUAUCUUAGAAUAUAAGUAUGUAUACUUAUCAAUAAUUUGAUAAUGAUUAUGGAAUACCUUUUCUGGAUUUCACGUGUAAUAUUUAAACUUAAUAUGAGUAAUAAAACAUAAUUUCUCAUAAAAA
Molecule: messenger RNA, 1788 nt
Organism: Trichoplusia ni (cabbage looper)
Lineage: Eukaryota; Metazoa; Arthropoda; Insecta; Lepidoptera; Noctuidae
Gene: mkg-p
Product: speckle targeted PIP5K1A-regulated poly(A) polymerase
Exons: 3
Coding region: 116-1375 (419 amino acids)
Molecular function (GO): RNA uridylyltransferase activity
Source: RefSeq, a predicted model, not a curated record